Messenger RNA from Fomitopsis serialis, 1200 nucleotides. RefSeq lists its product as uncharacterized. The coding region runs from base 1 to 1200 and encodes 399 amino acids. The record is from RefSeq and is a predicted model, not a curated record. The transcript has 9 exons. Lineage: Eukaryota; Fungi; Basidiomycota; Agaricomycetes; Polyporales; Fomitopsidaceae.
AUGUUGAAGUCUGCGUUGGCUCAGGAUAUCAUAGUCCCGAGCCUGGGUGAACACACCGCAGGAUAUCAAUCGGAGCAGCGUGUUGACUGCCAACUUGCCGACGAACUUGCCGUGAAUGCGCCGCCAUCUUAUGCCAGAAGUCAAGGCUGUUCGGCGGUGUACUCAGGAUGUGUGCAUCAAUCUUCAGGCUUCGCAGUGCUUUGGAAAACCCACCACGCUGUCGCGAACGGAGUCUUAAGCUGGGCCAUUCAUGAUUCAAUUAACAAGGACCCAGAUUUUGUGCAGACGGCCGACGUGUUGUCUGCGAUCAAAACAGUCCGCGAUCUAAACAGCCUGACAUUCAUCAAGCUUCACAAGUCGGGUCGAACAUUUUGUUGUGACCCGGGAACCCGUGAUAGCGACACCCUUGUCCGCGCUGCGUCUCAAGGAUACGAGGAUACUCGUACAAUAUGCAGGGAUCGACUGUCGCGGAUUGAGUGUCUGAAGAUGUCCCAUCGAAGGCUGUCACUGAGUCAAGGACGCCAGCCUGUGAGAGGAUACCUGAGAUCACAGUACACGUCAGGCUCGGGCUUCACGGCCCUUCACCUAUUUACUUACUUAUCCCGCAUGCGCUUCUACGUCUGCCUGGGGAGACUAGCAUCUACUCUACAAGAGGCGUCGAUAAUUUUCACACGGCAGACAAUUGGACGAGACAAAGAUGACAUCUCAUUGGCUGAGAGACGAACACCGAGCGCUGCCCGACCUCUUGAGUCUGACGCGGCGCCCUCAGCCACUGCGCGUUCCUCCUCUGCAAGCUCGGAGGCCCUCGCUCCACAUGUUCUGCACAGCGGACACUUUUUCCAUAUCCCAUAUCCAUGCAGAUGGCUUGAAUUUACUUAUGCCGCUACACUGCCGUCCUUUGCCCGCCUUCGCCACAAUAACUCGGCACAAAUGGCAGCUAUACCACCGCCUGUCAAUACUCCAUGGAGUGCGCGUCGGCGUGAGGAUCGUCAAGCGCAGGAGAUGAUGAGCCCGACUAGGGAUUGCAGUGAAGGCCAAGCGCUUGAGCGACCGGAUGACAGGACACACAAGCAGGCUAGGUCAUCCGAGAUGCAGGCUCCCACAUACAGAUUAGAGGGAAGUAGGCAGAAUGUACGUCUUUCUUCCCAGUGGUCUGAAGCACCGGAGUUGACCUUCCCCAGGGUGCAGUCGCCGUGGUGA